Molecule: messenger RNA, 722 nt
Organism: Triticum aestivum (bread wheat)
Lineage: Eukaryota; Viridiplantae; Streptophyta; Magnoliopsida; Poales; Poaceae
Product: synaptic defective enhancer 1-like
Exons: 4
Coding region: 1-513 (170 amino acids)
Source: RefSeq, a predicted model, not a curated record
AUGGCCGUCGGGAAGCCCUGCCUCGCCGGCGGCGAGGUCUCCCGGGCCCCCGAGCACGGCUAUCACCACCACUCACCUCCACCGCCACCAAAUCCCUCUCCUAGCCACUCACCCGACCGCGGGGAGGUCUUCUUCUCCCUCUCCGGCCACCGCUCCGCCGCCUCUGUCCACGAACUAAACAGCACCAUUACUCCACCGAAGCCACCCAAACUCUGCCAGUCCACCUAUUUUCCACCACCACGUCGAACCCCUAAGCCAAUUCCACCCACAAAGCCCUCUCCGGCGAAUCCCAACUCCACCCGAACCACCGUCCGCCGGCGUCGAGCUCACCGCCGUUCAGAAAAAGGAGAAGGAUCUUUUGCUGAAAAUUUAGAGGGUUUUGCUCCAGACUAUUUUGGACAAGGUAUCAACUGCGGGCAAGUGAACCAACAUUCACUCAACAGGCGAAUGGUACAUCACAGUACUAACAAGAAACCCAAUCAAAACAAAAUCAAGAGGCAUAAUACCAGCUGAGGACUAUACUAGGGGUCUAGCUAUAUCUGCAGAUCACCCUGCAUAUCAUCAAUAGUUACGCACCCGAUCUGCGCGGCAAGAUGGCUAGCAACCAACUGCAAGUGUAAGCAACAUGCACCCUUCAGUGAGAUAUUAACAUGUGGUGUACAAAGAAAGUAUUAAUCACACGAGACAAUUAAGAGACCAUCAGUAGUCUCAUCUACAACACA